AUGCGAAUCCUCGCGCUGGCGAGCAUACUGCCCCGCGCUGAGAACAUAAAGAGCAGUGCUACACCCUUUUUUCACUUGUGCCUUUCAGGUGAACGACAGCCACUGACCGACAAGAACAAAACCGACCCGGGAGACUUGGGCAAAAGCCUCGAUCCUGUGUAUCAAUCCAUGACCCAUCGACCGCUCCUAUCAGUUCGUGGAGAAAAUUACGUGUUCGGAAAUCCUGAGAAAUAUGCACAAGAUAUGGAGAUCUUGCUGGCCGGUGAAAAGUUCUGCGAUACCCGCUUUCUGCUUGGCCAGAAAGGCUUUACACUGAAUUGCCACAAAGCAAUCAUUGCAGCUCGAUGUCCUGCGAUCAGCAAAAUGCUACUUCCAAACACGGGUGACUUGAUGCAAUCUCCGAAAAGCUCUCACGUGCUGAAAAGUUGCGAGCCUGAAGUAUUCCGCAUCUUGAUACAAUUUCUGUAUACAAAUCGCAUGAAUUUCGAAAAUAUGCCAACAAGCAAAGUGACUGAAGAACAUCUGAUUGAAACGAUUGACCGCCGCACAGUAUUUGAAGUUCUUAACAUCGCGGUCAAGUUCAAACGUUCAGAACUGAAGAAUGCAUGCAUGGCUUUUAUUGUUCAAUUCGAACAAGAACUGCUCAAUCCGAAUAACCCCACAAUUUUUCUUCUGACGCCUGGCGCCAUGCUGACCAUUUUGAAAAGUGAUGACCUUGCAAUGAAAGAAAUAGAACUGUUCUACGUGGCAGCAGAAUGGGCAAAUUCCUAUUUGGAAACGGCUUAUCAGACAACAGCUAACCAAACAGGCAGCCGAUCAGCUUCAGGUGCGAUGGCAGCGGCAAAGGGACCAUACGUAACCAACAAAUAUAGCUCUGCAGCGGGUUUGAAUUCAGCAAUGUUUACGAGAAAGCGUGCAACAGAAGUACGGCGGACAGUUUUGCUUGUGAUGGAGGGAAUCCGAUAUGGUUUGAUGACAGCAAGCGAGUUGAAGUCCAUCGAGAGUAAUGGCGAGUGGGAACACCUGAUUCCGCAAAAAUGUCUUGCAGACGCCUGGCGCAUUAUUACCUUCAAACAUACAGGAGCAAACGCCGAUGAACGUUUGAAUCUUCCGGUUACACAACCGAGACGUCGUGCCAAUGCGUCGCGAAAGAAAACCGACACGUGAACUCAUCAAACUCUAAUAUUGGCGUGAAGACAAUUUAAACCUGUGAACAGAAUCAUACCGUUUGCAGCCUUGAAUACCGUAACCUAUUAUUGCAUAUGAAUUCACCUGUCGUAUGGUUUGACCAUCACAUGCAGGUAUUCGUUUUAUUUGCUUUACUGUUGAACUUCAUUCAAUCGACUAAAUUUAUCCCAUAAAAGAUUUCCUAUGAAGUGAUAGUUUGUCAAACUGAAAAACAAAACCCGUU
Molecule: messenger RNA, 1411 nt
Organism: Opisthorchis viverrini
Lineage: Eukaryota; Metazoa; Platyhelminthes; Trematoda; Opisthorchiida; Opisthorchiidae
Exons: 6
Coding region: 1-1167 (388 amino acids)
Molecular function (GO): protein binding
Source: RefSeq, a predicted model, not a curated record